Messenger RNA from Gadus morhua (Atlantic cod), 1581 nucleotides. RefSeq names its product ATG10 autophagy related 10 homolog (S. cerevisiae) (gene atg10). Gene Ontology annotation, biological process: protein lipidation; protein modification by small protein conjugation; autophagy of mitochondrion. Gene Ontology annotation, molecular function: Atg12 conjugating enzyme activity. The record is from RefSeq and is a predicted model, not a curated record. The transcript is spliced from 8 exons. Bases 146 to 838 code for a protein of 230 amino acids. Lineage: Eukaryota; Metazoa; Chordata; Actinopteri; Gadiformes; Gadidae. Gene Ontology annotation, cellular component: cytosol.
UCGGGGCUGUGGAGUAGAAGAACAUCAGCGACCAGCCUGUACUGUCUCCAGACGUUUCCAGCAGUCCUCAGCCACCGUCUUCAGCCUCUAUCUUCAUCAAGGGGUUGCAUGCUGAAAGAUGGGUUGAUAAUCUGAAAGAGGAGAGAUGAGUAGCUGUUCCUUUGACGAGAAACACUUCAGCCUAUGCUGUCAGCACUUCCUGAAACAUUCCAACAGUCUGGGAGAUGGCUGGAGCUGGGAGCAGUGGCAGCACUCUGAGGAAGGCUACCUGAAGAAGACAUCCCUGAGAUCUGUCACAAUUACCAGCAACAAUGCUGCUGAGUCUGGGGUCCCAGAGCAGGCAGACCCACACCCUACUCUGGAAGAAAAGCUAUCUGCCGGAGACGUAUCAAGUGAUGUCCGAAGUGAUCUUGAAGAGGAUGAUGCGUGUGUGCAGGCCGCCGCCAGCGGCGUGGUGCUCCAGCAUGAGUACCACGUCCUGUUCAGCUGCAGCUUCGGGGUGCCGGUGCUCUACUUCAGAGUCUUUGAUUUAGAAGGCAGGAGCCUGUGUUUGGAACAAGUGUGGGACAUAGUCCGUCGAAACUCCAGGAUGAGGCUACAGCAGAGUCCGUGGAACACCAUCACUCAACAGGAGCACCCGAUGCUGGGCCAGCCCUUCUUUGUCCUGCACCCCUGUAAGACAGAAGAGUUCAUGGGGCCUGUGGUCCGAGCAGCCGAGGCGGAAAACAGGAAGGUGAACUAUGUGGUGACGUGGCUGAGUGUGGUAGGCCCACUGGUAGGACUGGAGCUGGCGUUAAGCUACUCCACCCUGCUGCAGCCUGCUCUAUGCCCUCAAUGAAGGAACAGGGCCCCUGGGAGUGACCUGAUGGAUCUAGUUCAUGAGGACUGGAGAGGAAGACACUCGGUCUAAUACCAGGUUCUGACUAUCUGCAGGGAGACGCACCAAGGUGGCUCUGACCGCCACGCCCUGACCUGUGGACGGGCUCUCACUACGGGACACCAGCAAAUGAUGGAGGAAGACCUUCAGCUGACAGAACGGGACAUGGACUGGGCUCCGUGCCCUCCCUCUAAGCCCUCAACGUUCAUUAGGUCGAUGAUUAUGUGUUCAUCAUAUCAUUUAUUGGUUGACUAUUACUGCUUUCACUGCUGGUCAUUUGUUCUUCACCUUUCUCCUGCACGUGGGCCUUAUGUGUGGCUGUUGGCGUGUCUCUCUGACACCUCAUUAGGAUGCGUCGCCCCUAACAACAGGCUGGCCGGCGCCUUGCUUUGUUUAAUGGAGUGAUGAGUGGCUUGGCCUCCAGAGCACACAGCUGGGUCCACAUACAGGUGUGGCCAAUGGGACUGAUUGGGAGAGCCCAUUCAUUUUACUCAGAGGAGAAAUGGAAUGACCAUUAUGUUUAAGGAUGUAUAUUUAAUAUAAUUAAUCGAAUGAUUACAUAUAUUAUUCAUAACAAAGGGAUAAAUAUGGCGGAAAAGGUCACGUUAGAUUUUCAAUUCUUGAUUGACUGCUGGUAUGUUUUAUGUUCAGCCUCAUUCACCUGUCAUUAAAUUAUUUGAGCUUGUUAUUUUUUUUGUUAAUUA